AGUCUGGCCUAUAAAUACUUGUCCUGAGGCCAUUAUAUGUACUAGCAAGCUCAGAAAUUAACCAGCAAACACACAGAAAUGGAGCAACAGACAGAAAACCGAAGCCACGAGAGAAGGAAAAAGGGAGGGCUCGUCACAAUGCCCUUCAUAUUCGCUAAUGAGAUGUGUGAGAAACUAGCCGUGGUGGGUUUCAAUGCAAAUAUGAUAAGUUACUUGACCGGGCAGCUUCAUUUGCCGCUAACAAAAGCAGCAAACACACUCACAAAUUUUGGUGGAACUGCAAGCUUGACCCCUCUUGUUGGUGCCUUCAUCGCUGAUUCUUUUGCUGGAAAGUUCUGGACCAUCUCUGUCGCUUCCAUCAUCUACCAAAUAGGAAUGAUAAGCCUGACGAUAUCAGCCAUACUUCCACAGCUAAGGCCACCGCCAUGUAGAGGCGAAGAGCCAUGCCAAGAGGCUAAUGGGGGACAGCUAGCAGUUCUGUACGUGUCACUCCUUUUAGGCGCCAUCGGGUCAGGCGGGAUCCGACCCUGUGUGGUAUCAUUCGGGGCGGAGCAGUUCGACGACGCGGAUCCGAAGCAGUCCACCAAGACAUGGUCCUACUUCAAUUGGUACUACUUCGUGAUGGGAGCAUCAAUAUUGGUGGCAGUCACGUUGCUUGUCUACAUUCAAGACAACAUCGGGUGGGGCUUGGGUCUGGGCAUCCCCACCGUUGCAAUGUUUAUCUCAAUCAUUGCUUUCAUGGUCGGGUACCCGCUUUACCGGCACAUGGACCCGGCUGGGAGUCCGUUUACCCGAUUGGUGCAGGUGGGUGUGGCUGCUUUUAGAAAGAGAAAGAUGAAUGUGGAUGAUGCAGAAUUGCUGUACCAGAACGAUGAACUUGAUGCACCCAUAUCUUUGGGAGGGAAGCUAAUACAUACCGACCAAAUGAAGUUUUUGGACAAGGCAGCUAUUGCAACAGAAGGAGACAACGUGAAAAGCCCAAACCCAUGGAGGCUAAGCACAGUUCACAGAGUAGAAGAAUUGAAGUCCCUUAUAAGAAUGGGCCCAAUAUGGGCCUCAGGCAUCCUCCUCAUCACGGCCUAUGCCCAGCAAGGCACCUUUUCUCUUCAACAAGCCAAGACCAUGGACAGGCACCUCACUCGCUCUUUUCAGAUCCCCGCCGGCUCCAUGUCCGUCUUCACCAUCAUCUCCAUGCUCUCCACCACCGCCUUCUACGACCGCGUCUUCAUCCCUAUCGCUCGUCGCUUCACCGGCCUCGACCGUGGUAUCUCCUUCCUCCACCGCAUGGGCAUCGGCUUCGUCGUCUCCACCCUCGCCACCCUUGUCGCCGGCUUCGUCGAGAUCAAGCGCAAGAAUGCCGCUUUCGCCCACGGCCUCGCCGAUCAUUCUCAUGCCACCAUUCCCAUCUCGGUGUUCUGGUUGCUGCCUCAGUACAGCCUUCACGGUGUGGCUGAGGCGUUCAUGUCGAUAGGGCAUAUGGAGUUUUUCUACGAUCAGUCGCCGGAAAGCAUGAGGAGCACCGCCAUGGCUCUAUUCUGGGCCGUCAUAUCCGUCGGAAACUAUGGCAGCACUCUGCUGGUUACCUUGAUUCACAGGUUCACUCGACGUCCGGAUGGAUCGAACUGGCUUCCCGAUAACAACCUGAACAAGGGCAGGUUGGAGUACUUUUACUGGAUCAUCACUUUGCUCCAACUUAUUAACCUUAUCUUCUACUUGUGGUGCGCCAAAUGCUAUACUUACAAGCCCGUUCAAGUUCACAGUAAGAGUAUUGAUACUAGUAGUUCAGAAGAGAGGGAAGAACACGAAGGAGUUGAGCUUGCAAGCAAGGUCUAGCUAGAUUCUGGAUCUAUAAUUUAGACACAGUAUUAGCUGGGGCAGUAUAUAUAGUAUUAGUUAGCUAAGUGAUAAGCAUACAAUAAAAUCGCACUAAUGUUAUUAGCAUAUUGUAUGUUCCGAUGUAUUUCUAUUAUAAAUAAGAAAAAGAUAUAUGGACUAGUUUUCAAUGUGA
This is a messenger RNA of Prosopis cineraria, 2008 nucleotides long. Its product is annotated as protein NRT1/ PTR FAMILY 3.1-like. NCBI's taxonomy places the organism in Eukaryota, Viridiplantae, Streptophyta, Magnoliopsida, Fabales, Fabaceae. Gene Ontology annotation, biological process: transmembrane transport. Gene Ontology annotation, molecular function: transmembrane transporter activity. The record is from RefSeq and is a predicted model, not a curated record. Gene Ontology annotation, cellular component: plasma membrane. Bases 79 to 1833 code for a protein of 584 amino acids. The transcript has 4 exons.